This is a messenger RNA of Aspergillus bombycis, 2064 nucleotides long. RefSeq names its product PPN1 endopolyphosphatase family protein. NCBI's taxonomy places the organism in Eukaryota, Fungi, Ascomycota, Eurotiomycetes, Eurotiales, Aspergillaceae. Gene Ontology annotation, molecular function: sphingomyelin phosphodiesterase activity. The record is from RefSeq and is a predicted model, not a curated record. Gene Ontology annotation, biological process: sphingomyelin catabolic process. Bases 1 to 2064 code for a protein of 687 amino acids. The transcript is spliced from 4 exons.
AUGCAGGCCAUUCUGGCCGGAGUCAGCACAAAUCUAGCAGAUGCCCUUGCUGCCUCGUCACUGCCUGGGGCUCCGUCCUAUGUAGCCCCAGCUGGCUUCCCGACUAGCGCCUUCUCAUCUUAUUAUUAUCUUCCUGCAGAGCCAACCCAAGAGCCGCAACCAAUCAUUCAUGAUCCUAUAUUAAAUAUCACAUUCCCUUAUGACUUGACGAACCCUGAUACCAUCCCUAAGGAAAAUAACGACCCCGUCUACUUCCCAGAGCCAUCUGCAAACUUAUCGGAGCAUCAACAGCAGGCAUUGGUUCACAGAGUAGUGGCCAAUGUCACCCGUAUUAUAACUGCGAAUAAUACGAAUAGUAACUGCACCACUUGCAAGGCAGCUUUGGCUGCGGCUAAGCCGGCUGCUUUGUUUGCGCCAGUAGUAGUGCCCGAAACGUUGAUCUCUCUAUGCAAAAAGUUCAAGUUCGCUUCAGACGACGCAUGUGAGGAGAAAUAUACGGCGAGUGCCUUUGGUGCGAUCUGGACUCAGGUUCUAGCCUAUGCAGACGUUCAGGGUCUGGACGGCGACUACAUAUGCAAUUCCCUCAGCAGCACUUUCUGCAGUCAGCCUGUGACGAACCCAUUAAACGUGUCAGAUUGGUUUCCAAAGCCGAAACCGGGAAGUCCACACGUUCCCAGUCCUAGUGGUGAGCGGAUUAAGGUGUUGCACUUGUCUGAUUUUCAUCUGGACCCACGUUACUCCGUGAAUUCUGAGGCGAACUGCUCGUCGGGCAUGUGCUGCCGAAGCAAUCUAUACAACUCGUAUUCAGAGGACCAGGUUCUCCUUCCAGCUUCUGUCUAUGGAUCGUACAAAUGUGAUACACCAUAUGACCUUGGCCUUGCCGCCCUGGAAGCUGUUGGUCCUUUGACUGGAACUGACAAGGACAAGAAUCCUCUAGCCUUCACCUUAUAUACAGGAGAUUUAGUCUCACAUGAUGACCCGGCUACUCAAGUUGAUCGGGCCUAUACCCAAUAUACGGAGACUAGUGUAUACGGUAUGCUUAAGUCGUACCUCUCAGGUCCAGUCUUCGCUGCUUUGGGCAACCACGACACUAGCCCUGAGAACAUUGAAUCUCCACACAGCCUUCCAGGACCAUUGGGCCAGCAACAGAGUUGGAACUAUGAUCAUGUUGCAGGGCUGUGGCGGCACGAAGGGUGGAUUGAUGAGGCCGCUGUCCAGGAAGCCAAGCUUCAUUAUGGGGCAUACAGCAUUAAAACCCAUUAUGGGUUGCGCGUUAUCACGUUCAACACAGAUUUCUGGUACAAGUCUAACUACCUGAACCUUAUCAACACGACAAACCCUGACAACUCUGGAAUCUUUGCUUGGAUGAUCUCGGAGCUUCAGGAAGCAGAGGACCAUGGCGAGCGUGUUUGGCUUGUUGGACAUGUUCUGUCCGGAUGGGAUGGGUCUAAUCCUCUCCCUAAUCCUACGAAUCUCUUCUACCAGAUUGUGGACCGCUACUCCCCUCAUGUUAUUGCAAACAUAUUCUUCGGUCACACACAUGAAGAUCAAUUCAUGGUAUACUACGCGAACAACGGCACAAUGCAGAAUGCCGAAAAUGCUUUGACCACUGGCUGGAUUGGGCCCAGCAUAACACCUCUGACAAAUCUAAACAGCGGUUUCAGAUUGUACGAAGUGGAUACAGGGGACUUCAACAUCUACGAGGCAUACACCUUCUUUAGCAACGUGUCUGAUUUCAGCUCUCUCACGGAGACGGGACCUGUAUAUCAGUUCGAAUAUUCUACGCGGGACACGUAUGGCUCUGCCGCUGGGUGGGACAAGGAGGCCCCCCUGAAUGCAACAUUCUGGCAUCAGGUUACCGAGGCUAUGGAGAGGGACGGAGACUUAGUAACCCUGCAGAAUGAACUCCAGGGUAAGAUGAGUGUCAAGAGUCCCAAGUGCACGACUGCGGAUUGCUGGCAAGCCAAGAUCUGCUACAUGAGGAGCGGAAGUGUGGCCCUCGGCAAGCAAUGUGCUCAAGGGUACGGGUCUGUGCAAAGCGCAUUUAAGCCAUCCACAAAGUGA